Molecule: messenger RNA, 1285 nt
Organism: Eremomyces bilateralis CBS 781.70
Lineage: Eukaryota; Fungi; Ascomycota; Dothideomycetes; Eremomycetales; Eremomycetaceae
Exons: 1
Coding region: 122-1285 (387 amino acids)
Source: RefSeq, a predicted model, not a curated record
ACUUCUUGUGUUCAAUUCGAUGGCGGAGAUCAGUCCAAACGAGAGGACACCGUUCCAUCCUCUAGCAAUUAAUACUACCAUGCAUACGAUAUAGAUAUAGCGGCACGAUAGCGCAACAAACAUGCGAUUCCCACACAUCCGAUUACCACGCAUCCCGUUCUUCCGCAUCUGGUACUCGACCACCUACACCCUCCUCUUCUUCGUCAUCUUCGUCCUCUCCGCCGUCAUCCCCGGCGACCUCAUCUACCAAUCCAUCCGUAAACCCCCCUCCCUCUCCCGCUUCAACACGAACAUCGCCAACAUCUUCAUCGUCGCCGGCGUCUACCUCCUCACCGGCCUCCUCAUCGUCUUCAUCUACGCUAGCCGCCUCUAUACCAACCGCAUCGUCCUCACCGCCAUCCCCAAAUUCUACAUCCCCGUCGAGGCCCCCGAGGUUGGGAAGAAGGUCCGCAAGCUGAUCGAGCGCGAAUGGGACCGCAGCGCCCUCAUCGCCUGGGAGUCCCGCCCCCGCGACCUGGCCGCCGAGAACGACGCGCUCCAUCCGUCCGCCACCCACGACACCACGGAGGAGAUCCCGCAUCAUGCGCUGCCUGUCAUGCGAAAGCGGACGCGCACGAAGGGUCGCGACUCGCCCGCCAUGCCCAUCGACCCGCUUAAUCCGCCGUGGGGGAUCAUUUCACAUCCAGGCUGGGAUACCGCGGAUACGACGUUGGGGAAUGUCGCGGAUCUGGUGAGCUACGGGACCGUCAUUGCGGAGUUGCCGAAUCUCAUCGAAGCGCGAGCCGUGUCGCUUGCUCCGGUGGAUCCAAUGCCCGUGCCACAGCUGGACAGCGACGAUAAUGCACCAAACAUACCCGUCUCCAGGGUUGUAGCUUUGCUGCAGCGGUCCGAGACGGCGGGGUUGCGGGAAUAUCUCAUGCAGCUGGAAGGGCUUGGGGUGGUUCAAUCAUUCGAUAUGGCAGAAGAGUUUAUUGGACGGUAUGAACGAGCGAGGUUCUCCACGAUCCCGGCGUCCAAAGACGAGUUCGAUGAGCUCAUGGUUGUGUUUGCGGAGCUCUUGAAUGGGAUGGAGCCCAUAGAUCUCGGGCUGGCUGAUGAGAUGCUGGCGUUUCAAGAUCAAACCAUGCAUGGCAUAGGCAGCUCGGAUACGUAUGAAGCCUCGUCUACUCCCGAUGGCUCCGUUUUCAGAUCUGCGAUGCUGGCACAGGAGGAAGACGACGGCUCGGUUGGCGGGAAUGCGAGUUUGUCGUCUGUGAUUCGGAACACGGGGACCGAAACCAGGUGA